UUGCAUUUACGCUCCCUCGUUGUGUUGAGUACGAGUUUGCAAACAAUUGUAAAAUUUCUUAGUUUUUGCUUAUUUUUUCACCUCAAGUCGGACUCUCUGACACGCCAUGUCCUCGCGACAAGAAGAUAAAGUCGAGGAGAAGCCAAAAAUAUCUUUUAAGAAGGUAAAAGGCAAGAGUAUUAGGCGAAGAAGAGAAUCUGAUGAGGAGGAGGAACCCAGUCCAGGCGAGGAAGAAUCUUUAUUAGCAAAACUGGAAGAGAGUAAAGAGAUGAGAAAAUUUAGACGUCGGCAGGGAGGUAUCAGCGCGGAGGGACUCUUGGUUGGGGAAAAGGUUGAAAAGAAGGAAGGUCCAGAUGAUGAUCCAUUUAAAACUAAGACUGGAGGUAUGCUUGAUCUGAGUCAAGUGAAAAAUGCCAAGAAAUCCGAUGAUGCUUAUGAUACGGGUAUCGGAACGUCCUUCUCAGCAGAAACCAACAGACGUGAUGAAGAUGCAGAAAUGCAAAAGUACAUUGAGGAGAAUCUUGCAAAGCGUAAGGGACUUACAUCUGUGGAAAAACAGGAUGACACUCCAAGACACCUGACCCUUGAGGAAGCAGCUCUUCAUGCUGUCCCAGAUAUCUUGAGGGUUUCAACGACUAAGAAGAGUGAGGAGAUGUUGAGUAACCAGAUGUUGAGUGGUAUUCCUGAGGUGGAUUUGGGGCUUGAAGCAAAGAUCCGGAACAUUGAGGCAACGGAGGAAGCCAAACAGAAACUGCUUCGCGAAAGGAUGAUGAAGAAAGAACGACCCUCAGAAUUUGUUCCCAAGAACAUGGCUGUCAACUUUGUUCAACACAAUAGAUUUAAUCUUGAGGAGGCUGGGCCAGCAAAGAAGAAGGAGAAGAAGGUGCAGGAAAUAGUGGAACCUGUAGUGGGAGGUGGAGUCAAGAUAUCGACCAUAGCCCCUAAAAGACCUCCCGGAGAGAAGGCCACGGAUGACUUCCAUUAUGAAAAAUUCAAGAAGCAGUUCAGACGGCACUAAUGCAGAUUUAUUUUAAUAUUUGUUUAUUUUCUUAUUAAUUUUUAAAAAAUAAAUAACAGGGAUUUAAUACAUACAUUACCCAGGUUGAUUUGUAAUUUGGAAAUAAAACGUAUAUUAUCUGAA
This is a messenger RNA of Penaeus chinensis, 1141 nucleotides long. RefSeq names its product telomere length and silencing protein 1 homolog. Bases 107 to 1018 code for a protein of 303 amino acids. Lineage: Eukaryota; Metazoa; Arthropoda; Malacostraca; Decapoda; Penaeidae. The record is from RefSeq and is a predicted model, not a curated record. Gene Ontology annotation, biological process: mRNA splicing, via spliceosome. The transcript has 6 exons. Gene Ontology annotation, cellular component: spliceosomal complex.